UAAGAUAUGCCGCCUCGAAGACGAGUGCCGGCACCUCCACCACAAGCUCCUUCCGUGCCAGCUUCAAUCCCAAGAGCGAGUGGUGUAACGCUUUCCGUCCAUCCUAUAUGGCCGGAUAUUCAGUUCACACAAGGAGAGCUAUUUUUCGAAUGCACUUUGUUUUUAUAUUCAGUAUUGGCUUUAUUUUUACAAUAUCUGAAUAUAUACAAAACUCUUUGGUGGCUUCCGAAGUCGUAUUGGCAUUAUUCACUUAAAUUCCAUCUCAUAAAUCCAUAUUUCCUGUCAUGUGUUGGCCUUUUACUUGGCUGGAGGGUAACCGUCUGUUUCUGGAAAACGAUAACUGAAGUGAUCGCCACAAUAUCCGCCAACCAGUCGCAGUUUAUUCAGUCGAGCCUGAUGAUUGUAGAAUAUGCAGCAAUUAAAACACCAGUGAUGACACUGAUCAUUACGAGCUUCCUUUUCAGUUUUAAUCGAGUCUGUCACGAUUUUCCGAGUAGAUCUGUGCUUUGGUUUUUAUUUCCAAUCUUAUUCUACGCCUUCAUUUUCCGAUCUGAAAUCAUCGGAUGGCUCGGACGGUUCCGUGAACAAAUUGGAAAAUGGCGACGACGAGAAAUCGAAUUCUCAGAUGUUUGUGAACGUCUUUCGGAGUCACCACCUGCCCAAAUUGAUUUAGAAUCAGUAUUACACAUGUGCAGUGAUAGUCCAGCUCAAAUUCGUGAAGAGAUUCAAGUUCUUAUCGAUGACCUGGUGCUCAGAGUCAAAAAAAGCAUAUUUGCAGGAGUUUCCACAGCGUUUCUCAGUAUUAUGCUUCCAUGCAUUUUCGUGCCCUUCAAAACAAGCCAAGGAAUCCCACAAAAAAUCCUCAUCAACGAGGUAUGGGAAUGUCAACUUGCAAUUGUCGUCGGAUUGACUGCCUUCUCUCUCUACGUGGCAUAUCUAUCUCCUCUAAAUUAUUUGGAUCUUCUACACCGAGCAGCUAUUCAUCUCGGAUCUUGGCAUCAAAUUGAAGGUCCACGAAUUGGCCAUACUGGAAGUAUGAGCUCGGCUCCAACGCCAUGGAGCGAGUUUUGUCUCUAUAAUGACGGAGAGACUGUUCAAAUGCCGGACGGCAGGUGCUAUCGAGCCAAAUCUUCGAAUUCGAUAAGAACUGUGGCCGCACAUCCGGAAAGUUCUCGGCAUAACACUUUCUUUAAAGUGCUCCGAAAACCGAACAAUCUGAUCAAUAUCAUGUGCUCGUUCGAAUUCCUGCUGAUAUUCAUUCAAUUCUGGAUGCUUGUGCUCACCAACGACUGGCAACACAUUGUCACCUUCGUGUUGCUCAUGUUUGCGAAUUACUUGCUCUUCGCCAAGCUUUUCAAAGACAAAAUAAUUCUGAGCCGGAUCUACGAACCUUCUCAAGAGGAUCUUCUCCUUAUGCAUCAACUUCAACAAGAACGAUAAUUGCUCAAUAAUUCUGCCUCUUAAUUAUUAAUUUUCAUUCAAAACUUUGAAACAAAAAAAAAGUCCAUGUAAAUUUCAAAAUAUCAUCAUUCCUUCCCCCCAACAUCUCGGCCCCUUGCCUUUCAAUUCGUGAUGACUGGUUCAUUUUUUAUCUUGUCUCCCAUGGGUUUUGGUUGUGGUACUACCCAAUUGUGAUUUUUCCCUUUUAAUCUGUAUUCUGUGUUCAUGUUUUCCAUUAAUUUUGAAUUGUACUAAAUUAUAAUUGCAUAAUACUUUCGAAUGUA
Molecule: messenger RNA, 1724 nt
Organism: Caenorhabditis elegans
Lineage: Eukaryota; Metazoa; Nematoda; Chromadorea; Rhabditida; Rhabditidae
Gene: tmem-39
Exons: 6
Coding region: 7-1440 (477 amino acids)
Cellular component (GO): membrane
Source: RefSeq, marked reviewed